Oncorhynchus mykiss (rainbow trout) is the source of this 3680-nucleotide messenger RNA. The record is from RefSeq and is a predicted model, not a curated record. Lineage: Eukaryota; Metazoa; Chordata; Actinopteri; Salmoniformes; Salmonidae.
UAUCUUAGACAGAACAUGGAGGGUAAAUCUGUUGGGGAUGUUGAUGUGCCUUAUUCUUAUAUACCACAACUCGUUUCCUUUUUAAAAGUCCAAUCUGCUUUUGUUUCUCCAGAUCCUUCUCCUGCUGCUGCUCCUACCAGCCCAUCUCUGCCCAUCUCAGAGAGCUCUGAUGACCCUACAUCUUCUAUGGUCCUCCCAGCUCAGCCAGCACCACCUUCAGAGUCACUCAGCCCUGAGAUUGCUGCCUGUCCGGAGGAUGGUGGCCAGCCAGUAGUCCCCACAAGUUCAGUUGUUGAGGCUCCCAUCACUGGUGCCUCCCCAGAGCCAGUUCCACAGGCUCUCGAAGCAGCAGUAAAACCUGUCACAGCCACCCAGGCAGCACCUUUGCCUGUCUCAGUGAAAGUGGAGCCCACAGUGGUCUCUGAACCACAGCCUCCACUCUCUCACUCUGAUAACACUGCCUCCUCCCAGCCUGGUCCUGUAGAAACGGGAUCUCUGGAGGAUAACCCAUCUCAUACAGUCCUGUCUGAAACCACUCUCACCUUGCCUGUGUCAGAUCUAAAGCCAGCCCUGUCCCAAACUGAAUACACCCCCACCGCUGCUGCCCCUGCCUCGGUCCAGGCCCCUGAGAAAGGUCCGGUUCAGGACGCCACGCCACCAACAGCCAAAGUGAUCUCCUUCCACCAGAGGCCAGUAGAGGACUCUGAUCCAACUGCAACUCAGCGAAGAGUUGAAAACAUUGACGGGAAGCGGGAACUUAAAGCUCUCCUCCAGGUGACUGCAGACGACCAGCACGCCGUGCCGCCUCAGAGCCCCCCCGAGAGCCGUCACUUCUCCCCGGUCACGACACCAGCCUCGUCCCCGGGGCAUACCUCCAUGGAUGAGGAUAACUGGGAGCUCAGCAAGCCUGACGUUCUCCUCAGUGAGAACCAGCCAUACUCAGGAGGCUCAUGGCUUCUGCAGAUGGAUAGCCGGUCAGUGUUGGACCCUGAGCCGGCUGCUGUGACGAGUCCUGCUCCUGUGACCUGUCCUGCUGCUGUGACCUGUCCUGCUGCUGUGACCUGUCCUGCUGCUGUGACCUGUCCUGCUGCUGUGACCUGUCCUGCUGCUGUGACGAGUCCUACUGCUGUGACGAGUCCUGCUGCUGUGACGAGUCCUGCUCCUGUGACCUGUCCUGCUGCUGUGACCUGUCCUGCUGCUGUGACGAGUCCUGCUGCUGUGAUCUGUCCUGCUGCUGUGACUUGUCCUGCUGCUGUGACUUGUCCUGCUGUGGUCCUAGACCACUUGUCUAGUGUUCCAGGACCUCUGACUAGUGUAACGCCUCUGCCAUGUCAGGAGCAUGAGGAACACGUGUCCCGUAACGAGCCUGAGGAGGACACGUACCAGGAGGUGCUGAUCAAUGUAAUUCAUGUGUCUGAGGACGCGUACAUCCAGAAUCAGGAAGGCCAAACACAGAGCAUGCUGGGUAAUAAGGAUGCAGGUGUGUCUGAAACCCUCCCACCAGUUCAGAACCACAACAGCCGAUCGCAGAUCACACCUCUCUCUGGAUCUACAGAACUUGAGCUGUCGUCUGGUCCGAACCGGCACGACCAAGCUGAGGACAGUCUGGGGAAAGCAGUUAGUAAGUCUGACGACUCUCGGGAUCUGAUUAUGAUCGUUAACGGCCAAGCCGCCAGCCCCUCAACCAAACAUCCUGAUCCUCCACCUCCAGCCACUUCUCCUUCUGUCACCAUCGUCAACGGCCAAGCCGACAGCCCCUCAACCAAACAUCCUGAUCCUCCACCUCCAGCCACUUCUCCUUCUGUCACCAUCGUCAACGGCCAAGCCGCUAGCCCCUCAACCAAACAUCCUGAUCCUCCACCUCCAGCCACUUCUCCUUCUGUCACCAUCGUCAACUGCCAAGCCGCCAGCCCCUCAACCAAACAUCCUGAUCCUCCACCUCCAGCCACUUCUCCUUCUGUCACCAUCGUCAACGGCCAAGCCGCAAGCCCAUCAACCAAACAUCCUGAUCCUCCACCUCCAGCCACUUCUCCUUCUGUCACCAUCGUCAACGGCCAAGCCGCCAGCCCCUCAACCAAACAUCCUGAUCCUCCACCUCCAGCCACUUCUCCUUCUGUCACCAUCGUCAACGGCCAAGCCGCCAGCCCCUCAGCCAAACAUCCUGAUCCUCCACCUCCAGCCACUUCUCCUUCUGUCACCAUCGUCAACGGCCAAGCCGCCAGCCCCUCAGCCAAACAUCCUGAUCCUCCACCUCCAGCCACUUCUCCUUCUGUCACCAUCGUCAACGACCAAGCCGCCAGCCCCUCAACCAAACAUCCUGAUCCUCCACCUCCAGCCACUUCUCCUUCUGCCACCAUCGUCAACGGCCAAGCCGCCAGCCCCUCAACCAAACAUCCUGAUCCUCCACCUCCAGCCACUUCUCCUUCUGUCACCAUCAUCAACGGCCAAGCCGACAGCCCCUCAACCAAACAUCCUGAUCCUCCACCUCCAGCCACUUCUCCUUCUGUCACCAUCGUCAACGGCCAAGCCACUAGCCCCUCAACCAAACAUCCUGAUCCUCCACCUCCAGCCACUUCUCCUUCUGUCACCAUCGUCAACUGCCAAGCCGCCAGCCCCUCAACCAAACAUCCUGAUCCUCCACCUCCAGCCACUUCUCCUUCUGUCACCAUCGUCAACGGCCAAGCCGCAAGCCCAUCAACCAAACAUCCUGAUCCUCCACCUCCAGCCACUUCUCCUUCUGUCACCAUCGUCAACGGCCAAGCCGCCAGCCCCUCAACCAAACAUCCUGAUCCUCCACCUCCAGCCACUUCUCCUUCUGUCACCAUCGUCAACGGCCAAGCCGCCAGCCCCUCAGCCAAACAUCCUGAUCCUCCACCUCCAGCCACUUCUCCUUCUGUCACCAUCGUCAACGGCCAAGCCGCCAGCCCCUCAGCCAAACAUCCUGAUCCUCCACCUCCAGCCACUUCUCCUUCUGUCACCAUCGUCAACGGCUCCUCCACUGAUAACUGUCCUCUCCCGGAGGCUGUGGAGGCAGAGGUCAUGCUCAAGGCCAUGAUGGCUAGCGUUGUCCCUGAGCUGAAGCAGAAACAGGAGGGGGAGGGAGCCAGAAGAGGAGGGGGAUACCACUUCCUGGGGGAUACCACUUCCUGGGGGAUACCACUUCCUGGGGGCUGCUGUCCUGGGUGUCUCGGCCCUGUUCGUAGCCUGGAGAAGGAAGAAUUAAGGGUUUUGGGAAAGAAGGAUGUUGUGUCUGAAGUUAGUCUGUCUGUGAUUCUAUCUCCUUGCCUCCUGAUCAGCCUUAUUGGAAGAGAGGUCCCUCUCCUCUGAUUUUCUUCUGCAAUGAGAUUUGAGAAGGUGAGGAGAGAGGAUCUGCAAAUCAAAGAGAGAUUAAUGGAGAAAUAGCUGAAUUGCUGUGAAAAGAAGGGAAGAUUGUGGUUCAAAAUGUUAAGAGAUUAUUGGCACAGUGCUUUAUUGUGUUGUUAAUAAUGAAGGUGCUGAAAUUAAGUAUUUAUAGGUGACCGAUAGCAGCACUUAUCCAAGACUUUGAUCGACAGUCUAAAUCAAAUCAAAGUUUAUUUGUCACAUGCACUGAAUACAACAGGUGUAGUAGACCUCACAGUGAAAUGCUGAAUACAACAGGUGUAGUAGACCUCACAGUGAAAUGCUGAAUACAACAGGUG